UGGGUGAUUAUGAAUUUAUAAAGUUUAAUUAAGAGAAGAAGAAGAGGAGGUGAAUGAAGUUGGUGCAGACUUGGUUGAAGAGAAGCUGCGCAGACCUUUGGCCCAGCUAGGAGUAAUUUAGAGACAAUAAUAAAUAAAGUCCUGGAUAUUUAAACAUCCUGUACAGGGGGUGAUGCUGAGAUGAUGCAACCAGAGGAGGGGGCAGAGGAUCAUCCGGCUGCUGCCAACAGUAAGGGGCUGACAUCUGAAACCGAUGCUGCCUGCCCUCUCAGUCUGAAGUUGUGAAUUUCCCGAAAUGGUAGCGACCGCAUAUGAACAUUCAUCGGACCUCCGUCAACCUGUCAAACAGGGAAAUUAGGAGAACCUCAGAUUGAGCUGUAAAUGUAUCAGCAUCAGAGAGCUCAGUAUGAAGAAGUCGGUCCGGCCAGCGGUGAGUAAGGUGAGCGGAGAUCGAGGGAAGGCAGAGGCCGCGGCUGCCACUGGGCCCGGAAAACCUGCAGCCAAGACCAGCACCACCGCACCUCUGUCUAAGGUGAAGAGCAAUGAUGAUCUUUUAGCAGCUAUGGCUGGAGGAAAUCCUGCAUCAAAUAAUGCUGUCACCAAGGCCAAGAGGACUGCCUCUAUUGGGACUAAUGCUAGCAACCUAGACAGCAAGCCAAAGACAACAUCAGGUACUUCAUCCAAGCGGUCGACAGCUUCGAUCUCAAAGGAGACAAAUUCAUCAAGGGACCGUCUCCGGACAUCCAGGACCUCAGCCAAUAAGAAGCAGUUAGUAUCAGGGACUGUAGCAGGGGAUGUGGCCUCAGGGAAGCGCUCUCGCGGCCAGAUCCUGGCAGAGUCUGAUGGCCGUAUGAGCAAGUCCAAAUCCGAUGGCCAGAUCAGUGAUAAGGUGGCUCUGGAGGCCAAAGUAAAAGACCUGGUGGGUUUGGCUAAAAGCAAAGACGUGGAGAUCCUCCACCUUCGCAGCGAGCUGAGGGACAUGAGGGCCCAGCUUGGCUUGGGAGGGAACGAAGCAAUGCCCCAGGAAGAAGCUGGGGAGGAAGAGAAGCCCCAGGUGUCAGUCAUCACAGCAGCAGACGUGGAGUCCACUCUUAUUCUCUUACAAGAGCAGAACCAGGCCAUCAGAGAGGAGCUGAACCUGCUCAAGAGUGAGAACCGAAUGCUAAAGGACCGGCUCAAUGCGCUGGGCUUCUCUCUGGAGCAGAGGCUGGAUGGGUCUGACAAGCUGUUUAACUACGCCUCCCUGAGCCCGGACCUGGCAGCAGGCAGCGGGCAGAGCGAUGGCGGAGGAACAGGAACGCUGACCUCCUCAGUUGAAGGCUCUGCCCCCGGCUCUUUGGAGGAUCUGCUCACAGGACACCAACAUGGAGGCUCGGCAGACAACCUCGACAGUGAAUCUAGCGAGGUCUACCAGGCAGUCACCUCCAGUGAUGACGCUCUGGACGCCCCGUCUGGAGCCUCCUCAUCAUCCGAGUCGGAGUGCGCCCCCAGCAGGGAGUGCUCACGGAGAGGCAGCAGUGGCAAUGCCAGCGAGGUGUCAGUGGCCUGUCUGACAGAGCGCAUCCACCAGAUGGAAGAGAACCAGCAUAGCACUGCUGAGGAGCUCCAGGCCACAUUACAGGAGCUGGCUGACCUGCAGCAAAUCACCCAGGAGCUGAACGGAGAGAACGAGCGGCUAGGCGAAGAGAAGGUGAUCCUCAUGGAUUCCCUGUGCCAACAGAGCGACAAGCUGGAGCUGUACGGUCGACAGAUUGAGUACCUGCGCUCUCUGCUGGAUGAGCAUCAUAUAUCGUAUGUGCUAGAGGAGGACAUCAAGAGUGGCCGCUACAUGGAGCUGGAGCAGCGCUACGCAGACCUGGCAGAUAAUGCCCGCUUUGAUAGAGAGCAGCUGCUGGGGGUUCAACAGCACCUGUCCAACACGCUGAAGAUGGCUGAACAGGACAACGCAGAGGCCCAGGAGAUGAUCGGAGCACUGAAAGAGAGAAACCACCAGAUGGAGCGCAUCAUGGAGUCAGAGCGACAGGGUCGAGCUGCCAUGGCGGCCACACUUGAGGAGUACAAGGCAGCAGUGAGCAAUGACCAGGCGGAGCUGAGCCGUUGCAGAACCCAGCUGGACCAGGAGAGGCAGAGGGUGGCCGAGCUGUACUCUCUUCACACUGCAGGGGACAAAAAUGACAUCUGCCAGCUGCUUGAAGGAGUUCGUCUGGGGAAAGAAGAGGCUGAGGCCAAGGCGGCGAAGUUGCAGGAGGAGCUGGAACAAGCCCACAGUGAACUCACCCGGCUGCAGGAGACCUGCAGUAAGCUGGACAGGGAAUACAGAGACUUCCAGGAACAGGUGCAGCAGCAGAUGGCCGAGCAGGAGCGCGCGCUGGAGAAGCAGCGCGGGGAGCUGCAGGAGAAAGAGACUGAGAUCGCAGACAUGAAGGAAACCAUCUUUGAGCUGGAGGAUGAGGUAGAGCAGCACCGAGCUCUUAAACUCCACGACAACCUCAUCAUCACAGACCUUGAGAACUCUGUGAAGAAGCUGCAGGACCAGAAGCACGACAUGGAGAGAGAGAUUAAGAUUCUUCACCGCAGACUGAGGGAGGAGUCGAUGGAGUGGCGUCAGUUCCAGGCUGAUCUGCAGACAGCCGUUGUCAUUGCUAAUGACAUCAAGUCCGAAGCACAGGAGGAGAUUGGAGACCUGCGGCGCCGGCUGCAGGAAGCCCUGGAGAAGAAUGAGAAGCUGAGCAAAGAGCUGGACGAGGUCAAGAGCCGCAAGCAGGACGAGGAGAGAGGUAGAGUGUAUAACUACAUGAAUGCCGUGGAGAGGGACCUGGCUGCUCUCAGACAGGGGAUGGGUCUCAGCCGGCGAUCCUCCACCUCCUCAGAGCCCUCGCCCACCGUCAAAACACUCAUCAAGAGCUUCGACAGUGCCUCACAAAGUCCCCCUACCAAUGGUGCCACUGUGGCUCCAACAGCCUCAGCUGCCCCGCUACCACGCACCCCGCUCAGCCCCAGUCCUAUGAAGACGCCCCCAGCAGCUGCUGUUUCACCCAUACAGAGACACUCCAUAACUGGGUCUAUGUCAGCUGCCAAGCCGCUCUCCUCCAUGAGUGAUAAGAGGCCCAGCUACACAGACAUCACCAUGCCAGCUGAGCACCUCCUCAGGGGAACCUCAGCUAGCCGGCCUCCGUCUGCCCUCCAGAGGGUCUCCAACAUGGACUCCACUAAGGCAAUCUCAGUGUCCCGCCGGAGCAGUGAGGAGAUAAAGAGGGACAUGUCUGCUUCAGACGGGGCCUCCUCAACCUCCCUGUUGGCUAUGAGUACUGCCUCCUCCCCGCUCUCCCUGUCCUCCUCCUCCCCCACCGCCUCCAUCACUCCCACAGCACGCAGCCGCCUAAGAGAAGAGAGAAAGGACCCACUGUCAGCACUGGCCAGAGAGUACGGAGGCUCCAAGAGAAAUGCUUUGCUAAAGUGGUGCCAGAAGAAGACUGAGGGUUAUCAGAACAUUGAUAUCACAAACUUCAGCAGCAGCUGGAAUGAUGGCCUGGCCUUCUGCGCCGUUCUCCACACCUACCUGCCUGCACACAUCCCCUACCAAGAGCUCACCAGCCAAGAGAAGAGGAGAAACUUCACCUUAGCAUUCCAGGCUGCAGAGAGUGUGGGCAUCAAAUGCACUUUGGACAUAAAUGAGAUGGUGCACACAGAGAGGCCAGACUGGCAAAGCGUCAUGACUUAUGUCACGGCCAUCUACAAGUACUUUGAGACCUGACUUCACCAUCUUCCCCUCCCUGUUCCUGCAGCACAAUCAGAGCAAGCUCUCCUGAGCUCGCAGCAACCUUUCAACCCCGCUGUCAACUGUUAUACCUCACACCCUCUCCCCCACACCACAGCGACACCCUGUCACGCUGCAUGUCGGUCCACAGUAUUUAGCGACACUAAAGGCAGACCAGAACCUCACUGGACACACAGCUAAUCCAUCCUCCCAGUGCAGCGUCAAAGGCGCUUUGUGUAGAGUUUGGGCUUUCCUGUAUGUCUACCGUUACACUAGUAAGCCAUGCCUCUGGUAGAAGCCUAGCGAACCAAGUAUUAACUGACGAGCGAUGAAAUCCUGCAGAUCACCUUUGCCUUCAGUUCACGUCUGAAGGAGCAGCAGGAAAAAGAAAACCAAGUCUCAGUGCCUUCUACCUGGCUUUUCCUGGCAAAUAAUAUUCCUUCACAGUUAACCCAGUUUGCACGGUGUUAAGGGGGGAAUUCCUGCAAAUCCGAUUUUCAACGUUCUUUGCAAGAGGAUUCAUUUUCAUAAACGGUCACAAUGUUUUUUCUUUUGUUGGUUGUGAAUAUUUUUGUGUAACUCAUCAGCUUUCUAAAGAACAACAAACCAAACGAGCCAGUGAUGUUGGAAUUCCCCCCACAACCCUGAAAAUCCCCAUCGAAAGGAAUUCAGACAGAUGCAGCCUUUUUGCACGAAGUCUUCCAGACGUUACAGUAUGAUACAGAUGCCUCUCUUUCAAUGGAAAAAGUGCCUGUGUGGAUUUUGAUGCUGGAAACCAGGAUAUGAACACUCUCUGUGGGCCAAUCGUGAAGAUUUGAGGAGUUGUUGCCAAAUAUGUUUUCAGAGCCUUUUGAUUUCAGCAGCACAAACACACUCAUGAUGGUUUUACACUAAAGGUCUCAUGGACUGCUAAUAAUUUGAUGUGUAUGGAGUUGAACGCUAAACCAUAUAAUGUGAGUGUUUGUGUUUUGUAGGCCUGCAUUUGCCAUCUUGCACUUAGACUUCUUUCAGUAGGCACAUACAGCUCACUGCAUCAGUUCAUCAUAAAUAUAAGUAGCAUUUGUUUGUUUUUAAUUAUAAAAUGUCUGUUGACUGAGUUCUGUUCAGAUCAGAGAGCCUUAAACUUUAUAAGCCUGGGACUCUAAUUUGUGAAAUAGCGUGUCACCCAGGGCCCUCAUUUUGGGAGAAUGUGCUCUAGUAUUUGGAAACCAGCAGUGACAGAUUCAUAGGUGAAGACUCGCUUUAUUUCAAUGCAGCGUCUCAUUAAAAAGGAAUACUUCCGCUUAUUAGGAAAUACACUUAUUUACUUUCUUGCCGAAUUUGAUAUGACUUUCAUGCCUGAACGUUAAAUAUAAAGCUAGAACCAGGAGAUUUUGUGUGUUUGAUGCUGAUGUUGUGUUAGACAUUUUUGAAAUUAGUGUGAGUAACCAUUACUAUAGAGAUCCUUUGUAGCACACAGUGUAAUUUCAUUUGUCUGAUUUCAGUCAGCAACAUUGAUUUUUGUGGGUAACACUUUGGGUCCCCCUAUUUAGUAAGCAGUAUAAAUACAAUACAUUAUGCAGCUAUAAGGACAUUUAAGGCAGUUUUAUAUACACUUAAAUCUGCUUACAACUACAUUAUAGUGUGUUAUAGACCGUUUAUUAAAUGUUUAUAUACUGUUUGUAAAUGCUAAACAGGGGGGACUUAAAACAUAGUGUUGCCAUGUAAUGCUGUGUGAAUGCUGUGAGUUUAUUGUGCCUCAACAUACCAAGUUCACUGUAUUUAUUUGCAUGGAUUCCAGACAUUGUAGUGAGGUCAUUGCUUUAUUUGUGUGCCUGAAGUGUAUAUGAACAUAUCACACAUACAGUUUAGUAGAUGCACUGAGAUAAGCUUUUUUUGUUUAACUCCACACCCAUUUCCUGCCUUAACAGUUUCCGCGAGUGAACCUGACGCUUCAAACUCUGGCUAUCUCAACCAGGCUAUGUGUCACAGCGUGGAAAUUUGUUUCUAAAACAAGGUCCAUCUUGUUUGGGCCUCUUGAUGAACACUAAUAGAAAGUGACUGUGAGAAACUGGUUGGACGUGUCUGGUGAAGGUGACUGCACACUGUUGGUUUGGAUCAGAUGGGGCUGCCAAAGGGUAUCCGUAGCAACAUCAGAAGCAACAUUUUUGUCUCGAUUUUGAAGCACAUCCUGCCGUGCCGUUUGCCAAGCCACCUUGUGACAAUGUGUCCAGCUGCAUUAGAUAUUCAGUGAUUUAAAGUUAGCACAAGAGCCUCCAAAAAGGACAGUUCCUUUUUUUUUUUUGUGUACGAGAGAGUGCGAGUGAGUUAUUUAAUGGCAUUUGAAAAAGCAUUGGCUCUCUGUUGAUAGGGCUUUGUGAUGCUGAGGAUUAUCAGCCAAUGUUUUUAUUGUGUUUUGCUUGAUUCCACCGCUGGCCCACAUGUUUUAUUGCUCCCGACAGGAACGUCUGAAAGCUACAGAAAGAUCUGAAACCUCUCCGUCCUGGAAGUGGAAUGUGUUUUGAUCACGCUUUAGUGAUCCUGGGACUUUACGAGGACCAGCGCAUGUUGACGUGGAGUGAUUGAUGAACACUGAGCCCGGCCUGUUGAGGAGAGACCAGAGAGCUGGCAAAAGCUAGGAAGCACAUUCCACCUCCACAUGAUACAGCCGUAAGGGACAUGUUACAGUAGUGUUUGGGACCUGACGUGAUGCCCUUUAAGUGUAUAGCUUUACCACAGCGAGCAAAGCAAAUGUGAACGGUGCAUUAUAGGGUCCUUUUUAUCACUCUACAUUUAUUUUUCUUUUGGUUUACUUGAAAAUGCUCUGAGAAUUCCACUGAACCUGCUUAAGUUUGUUAACUUUUUGUUUCCGUGUUGCCUUUUUUACAAUCCAUGCUAGAUAUUGUUUUUGGUGAGGAUUUUCUAAGAGAGUAUCCUGAUCACACUACAUGCAGUGCUGAAAUUGUCCCUUAGCAAAGAAUAGAGCUGAAUGAAUAAAUUUGUGUGUGUAUGUGUAGGGACUAAGCUACAGUAUUAAGUGCACACUAUGAUGAUAAUCAGUUGUAAAAAAAAUUUAUGCUGUUUGGAUUUGUGGUGUUUUAUUUUUUCUGGCAGUAGUUAUAAAAGACCAUUGAAACAGCCA
Messenger RNA from Micropterus salmoides (largemouth bass), 6878 nucleotides. RefSeq names its product sperm antigen with calponin homology and coiled-coil domains 1-like a (gene specc1la). The record is from RefSeq and is a predicted model, not a curated record. The coding region runs from base 407 to 3754 and encodes 1115 amino acids. Gene Ontology annotation, cellular component: microtubule organizing center; filamentous actin. Gene Ontology annotation, molecular function: protein binding. Lineage: Eukaryota; Metazoa; Chordata; Actinopteri; Centrarchiformes; Centrarchidae. Gene Ontology annotation, biological process: actin cytoskeleton organization. The transcript has 16 exons.